This is a messenger RNA of Chilo suppressalis (striped riceborer), 939 nucleotides long. NCBI's taxonomy places the organism in Eukaryota, Metazoa, Arthropoda, Insecta, Lepidoptera, Crambidae. The record is from the annotation of a GenBank genome assembly.
AGGCUUUGAAAAACGUGCCCAAUAUCCUGCUAAAGCUUAAAGGAAAUUAUCGUUAUUGCUAUAGUAGAUUGUAUAUAAUUUCCUGAUAAGUUCGAGUUCAAAUCAAAGCAUACUAUUCGAGAUGAAGACACUAAUGAGCAUGAUCUAAAAGAUUUUUAUAUUGAAUAAAAAUCUUUUAGAUUUAUUGAUUUGCCAAAAUUUCCAAAGAAUAAGGAAGAUCAGCAUUCAAAUAUAGUUGAAAAAUGGAUAUACUUCUUUAAAUAUGCAGACGAAACCAGUGAAGAAGAGCUGAAAAAAAUAAUAGGUAGUGAUCUAAUAAUUAAAAAGGCCUAUGAAGAGCAAAAUAGUUCAACUGGUCAGAAAAUAAUUGAUUGCUUAUGAACAGGAAAUAAAAUGUAUUCUUGAUGAACAAGCUGUCCUCGCUCAAAAACUUGAUGAUGCUACUGAAAAAGGCAAAAAAGAAGGCAUCCAAAUCGGACAUGAAAAAGACAAGAGAAAAGGGCGAAAAACAGGAUAAAACAGCAGUGGCUAAAAAUCUACUUAAAGCUGGUGUAUCUAUCGAUUUCAUAGCUGAAUCUGCUGGACUUCCUAAAGCUCAAAAAAGAAAAAGCCGAGAAAGAGCUUUUUACGCCAACAAUGUGUGGUAUCCCCAAUUGUCUACACCUGGCUCACUCUCUCUUGUCUGUGGUUCCAACCAAGCUAUACGUUGCUAUAUUUAAUGAAGCCAAUAAUUAAUUAAUUUUCACCGUCUUAUUGAAUAUAUACCAAUGCUUAAAAACUUGGUUAUCUUGAUAAUCGAUUAUCUAUUAUUGUAUCACUUAAAUAAGUUUCAGGGUUAUCAUCUAUUACAUCAGCAGUUUCUUGCCCGUUUUUGCUCCAGUUUACAGUACUCUUCCGGGUUUUUCCUCUUAAUUUUUGUUGUUGUUCCACCUUGUUGUA